Molecule: messenger RNA, 1860 nt
Organism: Adineta steineri
Lineage: Eukaryota; Metazoa; Rotifera; Eurotatoria; Adinetida; Adinetidae
Source: the annotation of a GenBank genome assembly
AUGAUAACAUCAUCAACAUCUCCUAUUAUUAUUCCAAUUUCAUCUGUUAUUCAAGUUCUUGGAAGAAAUUAUGAUGAAUCGAUAUUAUUAACAUCGAAAUAUAAUCAAUCAUUAUUACGUGAUCGACGUCAUCGUAUAUCGGAUGUAUUUGAUGGUCAAACUGGUAUACAACAAAAACGUUCUUCACAUUAUCAUCAAAUCUCGGAUCGUGUCAAUGUAACACGAGCUGAUCAAAUAUGUGUUUAUCCUAGACGAUCAUAUUAUCGUCAGACAAGAUAUAAUCCAUAUUUGUUAACAUCAUUCAAUAAACAAACUAGUAGUAAAAUUGAUUUAAAUGAAACAAAUGAAUCAAUAAAACCAUUUGAAGAAUUUUCCACAGAAAAUUUUACAUCUGAAAUUAAAACUGAACCAUUAUUGAAUACAAAUGAUGAUCAAGUUGUAAUAUUAAAUGAAUCUAUACAAUCAACUAGAAUAAGUAAACGACGAAUGAUUAUGAAUUUUGAUUGUCAAAAUUGUAAUCAAAAAUUUAAAAAUAAAAAUCAAUUGCAAACACAUUUAAUGACUUGUCAAGAUGAAUCGAAACAAAAUGAACAAAUUAAUCGUCGACAUAACUCAAAAAAUGAAUCAUUAUUAGUGUCAUUACUUAAACAAGAAGCAAUGACAGAAAAAACACAACAACAACAAAUUAAAACAAAUCAAAUGUUAUCAAAUAUGUUUACACAACCUAUUGUAACGAUUCAAAGAGAUAAAUUAAUUGAAGAUGCUCUUGCACUUGAUUCAACUAGAAUACAAAUUAAAUUAGAAAAAAAAGAUACAGAUUUUAUUAUUAAAAAACAACGAAACUCAAAAAAAACAACAAAUAAAACUCAGUCUCAAGCUAAACCAUUAUCAUUAAUAACUUGUACAAUGUGUGGUGGAGCAAAUAUGAAUAAUGAUGAACUUAUUCGUUGUUCACAAUGUGAAAAAAGCAUGCAUGCAUAUAAAUGUUUAAAUUUUGAAAAUACUAAUAUUGUUAAAACAAUAAAAACAUAUGCAUGGCAAUGUAUUGACUGUAAAAAAUGUAUUCAAUGUGGAACAGUUGAACAUGAUGAUGAAUUACUUUUUUGUGACUAUUGUGAUCGAGCUUAUCAUAUGGAUUGUUUAAAUCCGCGAUUAAGUGAACCACCACCCGGUGAAUGUUUUAUUGUCGCUGUUGAACUUGGUCAUUCAAAAGUUGAAUUUCCAUUUGUCAGUCGUUCAUCGACUGAUUCACCGGAAUCAUGUAUCUAUUCACAAAUUAUUAAUUUUGCAUCAUUUGUUCUUGUCAUUACUAUUUAUAUUCGUUAUCGUCAAAUUGCUGAACUUAUUCGAAAUAAUCCAACAUGUGGAGUCAAAUAUUCUCAAUCAAAUUUAACUUUUCUUAUUUGUGGCAUAACCAGUGCAUUUAGUAUGAGUAUUAUUUCGAACUUCCCACAUGCUAAUGUAUUUCCUGUUCGAUUAUUUGCAACAUAUUUAACAUUUGUUGCUGGCGUUGGAGCACUCUAUUGUGAAAUGCUUUUAUCAAUAUGGAUUCGACCAUUAUUAUAUUCAAGUCGAAUAUUACCGAUCAUUCGCACUAUACUCACAGCUAUCUGUACUUUGGCACUCAUUGCAUUUAUUGUUUUUCAAACAAUUACAGUGGUUAAAUAUAAUAAUGAACAAAAAUUAUGGACACCAGCAAGUUCUGGUUGGAUAUGUCAUUUAUGUACUAUUAUAUCAGCAUGGAUUUUAACAAGUUUUCUUCUUAUUUAUAUGUUUACAUUAAUAAUUGAUUUUCGUCGUAUCAAAAUAAUUUCACCAAAAAUUUUUCUUACAAAUGAUAUUAUUGAUGAUCAAGAUUAA